GGCGCGGCAGUCUGAAUUACUUCCUCUUCAAAAAGUGAAUAUAAAUUAGUUUGAGCUGAACCCUGUAAUCUCAAAUAAAUUUUAUUGUUCUACUGCAAAUCGCCUAGCAGGAAAAUACAAGUAUGGUUCUGAUGAAUCAUCGUAUGUGAAAAUUUACAGUACUUUUUAUCAACGAUUAAGAAAUAUCUUAUCGGAAGAAGCUUGGAGAUAUUGUUUAUCAGUCCCAGAAACAGACAGCUUCAACGAGCUAAGUCAAACAUGCUGCUUUUGCUUCUUUCCGCUUGUUUUUUGGGGUUCAUAACAUUACUUAUUCUUUUUUUGAAAUAUGUUGAUGCAGAUUUGACACUUUACUAUUAUGAUUACUUGGAUGAUGUGUCAGAUCGAUUACGGAAUAAAGUCAUUUGGAUCACUGGAGCUUCUAGUGGCCUAGGGGAAUAUUUGGCGUAUGAACUGGCCAAACAUGGCAAUAAACUCAUCCUUUCUGGAACGAAUAAAGAGAGAUUAGAAUCUGUGAAGGCUAAAUGCAGUGAGAUUGGGUUACCGGAAGAUGAUAUUCUCGUCUUACCCUUCAAUAUGACAGAUUAUGAUGUCCAUGAAGAAUGUUUUAAAAAAGUUCUGCAAAAAUUCGAAAAAUUGGAUGUUCUGGUGAAUAACGCAGGUCGUUCGCAAAGGGCGAAUUUUGAGGACAUCGAUAUCUCAGUCGACAAGGAACUGUUCAACAUAAACGUAUUUGCUACCCUAAACUUAACGCGUAAAGUUCUUCCUCAUUUCCUGGAAAAUAAGAGUGGUCAUUUUGUCGUUACGAGCAGUUGCGUAGGAAAAAUGGGAGCCGCUUCUUCAGCAUCCUAUACCGCUUCCAAACAUGCAUUACAUGGAUAUUUUGAAACUCUUCGAACAGAAAUGAGUGAUAAGAAUUUAGAUGUCACAAUCCUUUGUCCAGGACCUGUAUUUUCAAGAUUUUUAGAAAAUGCCUUCACUGGAGCUCCAGGACAAAAAUUUGGUAAACCCACACUCUCUACCGACAGAAGAAUGCCAACGGAUCGUUGUGGCAGGUUGAUGGCCGUAGCCAUAGCUCAUAAAGUCGAUGAAGCUUGGAUAUGCAUUCAGCCAUGUCUGAUUUUCUACUACCUAGCUCAAUAUACACCUACAUUUUUUAGAAAGAUUAUUAUAGGAAAGCUAUAUACUGCAGACCGUGCUGAAAAAUUGAGGGAAGGCAGAUGGUGAUAUUGGUAUUUCACGAGUUUUUCUGCAAUUGUUCUCUCAAACACAAGGACUGCCACUAAUGAUUUUUUGUACGAGGAAUGAAUAAGAGAAAUUGUUAAAAUUCAGAGAGAUUUUUUGUAAAAAUAUUUUUUUUUUAUUAAAUAAAUCAAUUUUUAUGGAAAAUUUAUUCAGAAUAAGUUU
Messenger RNA from Stegodyphus dumicola, 1404 nucleotides. RefSeq names its product dehydrogenase/reductase SDR family member 7-like. The record is from RefSeq and is a predicted model, not a curated record. NCBI's taxonomy places the organism in Eukaryota, Metazoa, Arthropoda, Arachnida, Araneae, Eresidae. Gene Ontology annotation, molecular function: oxidoreductase activity.